UUCCAACUACUGACACCAAAAAGCAUGGGGCCGUGGUCCGUCCAGUGAAGACAGGAGCUCUUCUGCAGCAAAGAGAGCGUACUGCGUUAUCUAAUUUAAAAUAGUGUUAACAAGCCUCCGGUUGAUAAAUAGGCGCGCAUGCAGCUUUCAUGAAGGAGGAUGGAGAUAGAGAAGAGGACGAAUGGGUUCGAUUACCCAGAGAGAAACAACACUAAGUCCGACGGCUUCUAUGGUGAUCAUCCCUUGGAAGCCGAACAGAAGAAUGGAUUAGAUGGAGUGAAUGACAGUAAUCUUGAUGAUGGAGCUGACCCGCGCGUUUGCCUUAUCUGCGGAGACCGCGCCACGGGCCUUCACUACGGCAUCAUCUCCUGCGAGGGCUGCAAGGGCUUCUUCAAGCGCAGCAUCUGCAACAAGCGCGUGUACCGCUGCAGCCGCGACAAGAACUGCGAGAUGUCGCGCAAGCAGCGGAACCGCUGCCAGUACUGCCGCCUGCUCAAGUGUCUGCAGAUGGGAAUGAACCGCAAAGCAAUCAGGGAAGAUGGGAUGCCAGGAGGAAGAAACAAAAGCAUUGGUCCUGUCCAGAUCACAGAUGAGGAGAUUGAGCGGAUCAUGUCGGGACAGGAGUUUAAGGAGGAAGCCAGUCUGCCGGAACACACCUGGAGCACCAACGGUGACAGCAGUGACCACAGCUCUCCUAGCAACGGCGCCUCCGAGGGCAACCAGCCAUCACCUGCAUCCACUCUGUCCUCCAAUCGAUCCAUAGACAUGAAUGGUGGCUACACGGCUGCUCUCAGGGACCAAUACAUCAACACACCGAUGAACACGUCCUACCAGCUGCUACCUCACCUCCUCAGUUACGCUGCCCAGUCAGGCCUGCUGGCCCCCCAGCCUCGCAGCCUCUACCCCCAGUCACACCCACUGGUGCUGCAGCUCGUGGCCGCCGAGGAGCUGGAUCCACUGGCCACCCCCAUGCUGAUAGAGGACGGGUACAAGGUGACCCAGGUGGAGCUGUUUGCGCUACUAUGUCGCCUGGCCGACGAGCUCCUGUUUCGUCAGAUCUCGUGGAUCAAGAAGCUGCCGUUCUUCUGCGAGCUGUCCAUCGAGGACUACACCUGUCUUCUCAGCUCGACCUGGCAGGAGCUCAUCCUGCUCUCCUGCCUCACCAUCUACAGCGCGCAGAUCUUUGGAGACCUGGCCGACGUCACCACCAAGUACACGCCCUCUGAUGACGAGCUGCAAAGUUUCAGUGAGGAUGGGAUGGAGGUGAUGGAAAGGUUGAUCUAUCUGUUCCGCAAGUUCCACCAGUUGAAGGUCAGCAAUGAGGAGUAUGUCUGCAUGAAAGCCAUCAACUUCCUAAACCAAGAUAUCCGUGGUCUGACUAAUGUGUCCCAGCUGGAGCAGCUGAACAGGCGCUACUGGUAUGUCUGUCAGGACUACACUGAGUUCAAGUACCCCCACCAGCCGAAACGCUUCCCCGAGAUCAUGAUGUGUCUGCCGGAGAUCCGCUUCAUGGCAGGGAAGCUGGUGAAUGUUCCCCUGGAACAACUCCCCCUGUUGUUCAAAGCAGUGUUGCACUCCUGCAAAUCCAGCCUGAUCAGCUAUCGGACAGGAAGUUCCCCUUGUCUGACUACUACGGGUACCUCCCCGGGGAACUGAGCCUCUGGCUCCGGGACGGCCCAAUUACUCAUAUCUCGCCUGUUGGGGGGCGGGGCUGGGCAAGGGACUGGUCCCCCUUCCUGUGAAUGUGACAAGCAGCUAGUUUUAUAAAAACAUUUUUUUUUCUCUAUAUAUUUAUUACAUGACAGAGCUGAAUGUAUGCUGAUCCACACUGUGCCCACGCCUCUGUGCAAACUAAACGCGCAGAGAUGCUUUGGUCUUUGGAGUUUACAAGUGUGUAUCCGAUUGCUCGAUGUGUCGGUGUUGCCAUUGUUAGAAAUAGAUUUUAAAGAUUUAUUUUAUUCGAAGGGGGGGCGGAUAAAAUGACAGUUUCAAGACUACCUCAGGGAGAUGUUGUUUCUACUUUCAGGUACCUUUUUCUCACUGUUUUGGAAUGAAGAGUGGCCCAGUGUAAAUCAAAUCCCAUUAAAAUGUUUCACACUUCCGAAAUUCAAACGAUCAGCAGGCCUUUAGCAUGGAUUGAUCAAAGGCAUUGUUGCAUACCAAAUUGAACCAAAGACAAGGAAAGCAUCAAACUAGUUAAUGACCUGACUAGAGAUGUAUUUUCCUGCAUCAUUACACUCUCUCUAAAACAUGAUUCACUCUAAGGAAUGGACUAAGCGGGUUAGAAACCAGCCGGUUUGAGCCCAGGUAGUUUCUGUUAAGUCUGGGUAUGCGGUUAGGGACUGCUGGUCGACGUAACAUUCCUAGACUUUCAGUUGGGUGACAUUUAUUGGGAUUGUGGGAUCUUCAUUGAAAACCAAGUAUACGGGUAUUUUCUACAAUCAUAGACUGCUGAACUUAUUGCAGGGGAAGUUUGUUAUUAGCUUUAUUGAUUGUUUUUGUUGUUGACCAAAGUGUUAUGCAAAUGUUUUUCAAGCAUCACCCAAUGAGGUUCAAUUGAAUGAUUUCUCAUCAAUAAAGGACCAGCAUAAGAAAUGAAUCAGUCUGUAGUAGCCAGAGGGAAGACCUUCUGCUGGACAGACAGACAGUGUAGCUGGUUCUAAUCCUAAUGCCUAAAGCAUAGACAGCACAAAUAAGGGCCCCACUGACUUCUCUUCUAGUCCCUGAGGCACCCAUCGAUUCCUCCAGAAACCAUCUUGGCAUUCAGCCCUCCUCUGGUUCUUGUUUGCCCAUCCCUGAGCGUCUGCACGUGCUCAUUGGGUUGGUGGACCAAUCUGCACAGUUUGGCUGGAAGGACAGGUUGGCCUGUUCAUUUGAACUACUACAUCUGUAGACAGUGUUGGAUUCGGUUCCGAAUUCUCAGGCACCCUUUCGACGACAACAGAGAAAUGACGGAUGAGACGUUAGGGGCUCUUCCGUUGUCUGGACUGGGUUGACAGAGUUGAGGGAACGUCACCUGAGACAGAUAUGCACAUUGUUUAAAUGAAGCCUUACAGAUAAAUAGGUUCUUCAUUUUCUAAGUAUGAGAUGAUAAUUUCAACAAGUUGAAUUGUCUUUUUGCAUCAUUCAAGUGUUAGCCAUUUCAUAAAGACAAUUUCUUUGAAAGUUGGAGAAAUGCAGUCCUUGCAGCAACUCUGUUUUAGGCAUGCUGUGGUGUGGCAAGAGACCGUGUCGGUUCAUGACCUUGGCAAAGUGCCCACCACACGCGCUCCUCUCUCUCUCAGGUCCUCCUGGACCUGUAUUAAACAGGGUAAACUGACUGUUAUGUAGUGCAUUCAGGAGUUAAUCAGGUGUCACUAUGCUGAUGUACUUGUAGGAUUUGUAGUCGUAGGAUUCUGGACAUGGUAGGUCCUUUUAGAAUGUUUUUUUUUCUUCAAAGAGAUUUCUGUUUUGGAUGUGAAGUUACGGGAAUGUUUUAAGACUUGCAUAACCGAUUUCAUAGGUGGACUGUUGUGCCCAGUUCAGUGUUGAGAUUAUUUGACUGAAGGUGGUUGGCGACAGGACAGAACAUCAAUAUAGGCCAGAGAUAUCCCUUUUCACUCUGAGAACACCUGAGAUUAGGGUUGCAAAAUGCCAGAAACCCUCAGUAAAUAUUCUGUUUUCCCCAAAUCUUUGGAGAAUUACUGGAAUCAUGAGGAAAUAAUCAGCAAAACUAAAAAUGAAAUCAGAAAUAAUAAGAAUUCUCCAACUAUGAUUUCUGGAGAACUAGGGAAUUGACUGAACAUUACUGGACUUAUGUUACCCCCACCAUUUUACCUCAAUCAAAAGGUGGGGUUACUAUCUCUUCCUAUAUCACUAGUCUGUCUGUAAUGCUGCCUUCUGCUUUUAUUAAAUGUCUUGUUUCAUGCUUUGAAUACUUUCACCAAUGCAGCGUUCUUUGUUCCAGUAAAUU
Messenger RNA from Esox lucius (northern pike), 3952 nucleotides. RefSeq names its product nuclear receptor subfamily 6, group A, member 1a (gene nr6a1a). NCBI's taxonomy places the organism in Eukaryota, Metazoa, Chordata, Actinopteri, Esociformes, Esocidae. The transcript is spliced from 11 exons. Gene Ontology annotation, biological process: regulation of DNA-templated transcription. The coding region runs from base 160 to 1656 and encodes 498 amino acids. The record is from RefSeq and is a predicted model, not a curated record. Gene Ontology annotation, molecular function: DNA-binding transcription factor activity; zinc ion binding; sequence-specific DNA binding.